AUGAAGCCCAAGGUAGAGGGCAUGUCUGCCUGGGGUUGGGUCAGCAGGUUCCUGGGGGCUCAGCCUCCCACCCAGGAAUCUGGCUUCAGCAUCCCAGUUCCUCCUCACCCCUCACCCACCUGGGAAGUGGGCGCAAGCUCCUCUGCCUCCCUCCCCAAACCUGUCAGCUCUUUCUCUGCAUACGACCUGGGCAAAGCUGGCAUCCACUCCAGGAUGCCUCCUGACAGCACCCACCCAUCCACCGUUCCACCGCCCAGGCAGAGCCAUGAGCUCCAGGAAGGAGUGAGAGAGAGAGAGAACCACACUGCUGAUGACUCCGAGGGAGGGGCCCUGGACAUGUGCUGCAGCGAGAGGCUGCCGGGUGUCCCCCAGCCGGUAGGGAUGCAGGCGCUGGACCAGGCUGAGGGGCCCACGGCCUUGCAGAGAGAGAUGCCACUGCCCCCGCCUCCUUCACCGCCCUCAGAGACAGCUCAGAAGCCACCACCUCGAGGCGCCAGGAGCCCCUCCCUCGCUGUCAGGAGCAGCCUGUGCCUGCUGGCUGCCUCCCAGUUCCUGCUCGCCUGCGGGAUGCUCUGGCUCAGCGGCUACGGCCCCAUCUGGUCGCAAAAUGCCACAGACCUCAUCUCCUCCGUGCUCACACUCCUGGAGCAGCUGGGACCCUCGGCCUGGCUGGCUGUUGGGACCUGGGACGUCCCUAAUCUGCUGGUGGUCUCCCUGUCCGUGGUCCUCGUCACCACCUUGGUGUGGCACCUCCUGAGGACUCCCCCAGAGCCACCCAGCCCGCUGCCCCCCGAGGACAGGCGCCCGUCGGUGAGCCGUCAGCCCUCUUUCACCUACUCUGAGUGGAUGGAGGACAAGGUCGAGGAUGACUUCCUGGACCUGGACCCUGUCCCUGAGACACCUGUGUUUGACUGCGUGAUGGACAUCAAGCUGGAGGCCGACCCUGCCUCACUGACUGUCAAGUCCAUGGGUCUGCAGGAGAGGAGGGGCUCCAACGUCUCCCUGACCCUGGACAUGUGCACCCCGGGCUGCAAUGAGGAGGGGUUCGGCUAUCUCAUGUCCCCACGCGAGGAGUCGGCCCGCGAGUACCUGCUCAGCGCCUCCCGCGUCCUCCAGGCCGAAGAGCUUCACGAGAAGGCCCUGGACCCCUUCCUGCUUCAGGCAGAAUUCUUUGAAAUUCCCAUGAACUUUGUGGAUCCGAAAGAGUAUAACAUCCCUGGGCUGGUGCGGAAGAACCGGUACAAAACCAUCCUUCCCAACCCUCACAGCAGAGUGUGUCUGACCUCACCAGACCCUGACGAUCCUCUGAGUUCCUACAUCAACGCCAACUACAUCCGGGGCUAUGGUGGGGAAGAGAAGGUGUAUAUCGCCACUCAGGGACCCAUCGUCAGCACAGUUGGCGACUUCUGGCGCAUGGUGUGGCAGGAGCACACGCCCAUCAUUGUCAUGAUCACCAACAUCGAGGAGAUGAACGAGAAGUGCACCGAGUAUUGGCCGGAGGAGCAGGUGGUGUACGACGGCGUGGAGAUCACUGUGCAGAAAGUCAUCCACACUGAGGAUUACCGGCUCCGACUCAUUGCUCUCAGGAGUGGCACAGAAGAGCGAGGCCUGAAGCAUUACUGGUACACAUCCUGGCCCGACCAGAAGACCCCAGACCGGGCCCCCCCACUCCUGCACCUGGUGCAGGAGGUGGAGGAGGCAGCCCAGCAGGAGGGGCCCCGCUGCGCCCCCAUCGUCGUCCACUGCAGUGCAGGGAUUGGGAGGACGGGCUGCUUCAUCGCCACUAGCAUCUGCUGCCAGCAGCUGCGGCACGAGGGCGUGGUGGACAUCCUGAAGACCACAUGCCAGCUCCGUCAGGACAGGGGCGGCAUGAUCCAGACGUGUGAGCAGUACCAGUUCGUGCACCACGUCAUGAGCCUCUACGAGAAGCAGCUGUCCCGCCAGUCCCCCGAGUGA
This is a messenger RNA of Mesoplodon densirostris (Blainville's beaked whale), 1956 nucleotides long. RefSeq names its product protein tyrosine phosphatase non-receptor type 5 (gene PTPN5). NCBI's taxonomy places the organism in Eukaryota, Metazoa, Chordata, Mammalia, Artiodactyla, Ziphiidae. Gene Ontology annotation, biological process: protein dephosphorylation. Gene Ontology annotation, molecular function: protein tyrosine phosphatase activity. The coding region runs from base 1 to 1956 and encodes 651 amino acids. The transcript has 15 exons. The record is from RefSeq and is a predicted model, not a curated record.